UUUUGCUAUACGAUCAGUGAGAUAACUGGUGUCCGCUCGCUGCACCUGCUAGACUAGUCAGUCAUUGACGGCUGUCUGCGACAGCAGGCUAGCUAACGGAGAAUAAGCUAACAAUAAUGCUACAUACAUAGCAUAUGAGCAAUGCUAGCCAACGCAAAUAGCUUUUUUUUUUCUGAAAAUAACGAGGAUUUUACUAACCUGUAUAAAACGGAUCUGCUGUCCCAUGCAGGGAGGACCAAUACCAAGUUAUGUCAGAGCGCUGCUGUGUGCUUGUGCGUCGCCUGAAACGCCCUGAUGAUGUUGUGAUGAGACCUGCACCCCGACCUGUCACUGUGUCUGUGAACAACGCGAGACUCGUCUGUUUACAAGUGAUAAGCUUUUCUCCUGGAGUUUUAUCUCCAUCAUGAUAUCCAAGGACUACAACUACCAGGAGGACGCUGGUCUAUGACGUCAUAUCAAUGCGCCGAUCAUUACAGUCUUUGAAGAGAGAUCAUUAUUAGCUUCAUGGUUGCUCCUAAAUACUAAGAAGUCACCAUGGUGAUGAAAUCAGCGGUUGAAGAUGAUGAUGCCGGCUGGGGGCUGGGCAUCCCCGAAAAAAUGAGGAACAAUGCCAACUGGGUUGAUAUUACCCAUGAAUUCAAGGGUGCAUGCAAAGAGUUGAACCUUGGAGAGCUGCUACAUGACAAACUGUUUGGCCUGUUUGAGGCCAUGUCAGCCAUAGAGAUGAUGGAUCCAAAGAUGGACGCAGGAAUGAUCGGAAACCAGGUCAACAGGAAAGUGCUCAACUUUGAACAAGCUAUCAAGGAGGGAGCCAUCAAGGUGAAAGAUCUCAGUCUCCCUGAACUCAUUGGGAUCAUAGACACAUGUUUCUGCUGUUUGAUCACUUGGCUGGAGGGCCACUCCCUGGCACAGACCGUGUUCACCUGUCUGUAUGUCCAUAACCCAGACCUGAUAGAGGAGCCGUCCCUCAAAGCCUUCGCUCUGGGCAUCCUGAAGGUGUGUGACAUAGCACGAGAGAAGGUCAACAAAGCUGCUGUGUUUGAGGAGGAGGACUUCCAGGCCAUGACCUAUGGCUUCAAGAUGGCCAAUAAUGUGACAGACCUCCGUGUGACGGGUAUGCUGAAAGAUGUGGAGGAUGAGUUGCAGAGGAAAGUGAAGAGCACUCGCAUUCGCCAGGGGGAGCAGCGAAACCCAGAGGUUGAGGUGGAGCAUCAGCAGUUUCUGGCACUUUUCAACAGGAUCAAGUUUACUCGCCUUCUGCUGACUGCACUGAUCACCUUUACCAAGAAGGAGACGAGUUCGGUGGGAGAGGCCCAGAAGCUUGUGGCUCAGGCAGCCGACCUCUUAUCGCCCAUUCAUUCCAGCAUUCAGCACGGCAUCCAGUCACAGAACGACACCACUAAAGGAGACCACCCCAUCAUGAUGGGCUUUGAGCCCCUUGUAAAUCAAAGACUGCUACCACCCACCUUUCCCCGCUAUGCAAAGAUCAUUAAGAGAGAGGACAUGGUGGCCUACUUUGGGAAGCUUAUUGAACGAAUCAAGACUGUGUGUGAUGUGAUCAACACCACCAACCUGCACGGCAUCCUGGACUUCUUCUGUGAGUUCAGUGAGCAGUCUCCCUGUGUGCUCUCCAGAUCUCUACUUCAGACAACGUUCCUGAUAGAUAAUAAGAAAGUGUUUGGGACCCACCUGAUGCAGGACAUGAUCAAAGAUGCUCUGAGAUACUUUGUCAGCCCCCCUGUGCUCUCCUACAAGUGUUGUCUGUUCAACAACCACCAGGCCAAGGACUACAUCGACUCCUUUGUUACACACUGUUCCAGGCCGUUCUGCAGUCUGAUACAGAUCCACGGACACAACCGAGCUCGGCAGCGAGACAAGCUGGGUCACAUUCUUGAAGAGUUUGCCACGCUGCAGGAUGAAGCAGAGAAGGUUGAUGCAGCUCUUCAUGGCCUGCUAAUGAAACUCGAGCCUCAGCGACAGCACCUAGCCUGCCUCGGCACCUGGAUUCUGUACCACAACCUGAGGAUCAUGAUCCAGUACUUGCUGAGCGGCUUUGAGCUGGAGCUGUACAGCAUGCACGAGUACUAUUACAUCUACUGGUACCUGUCAGAGUUCCUUUACGCGUGGCUGAUGUCCACUCUGAGCAGGGCCGACUCUUCUCAGAUGGCAGAGGAGCGGAUUAUGGAGGAGCAGUUGAAAGGCCGCAGCAGCAAAAAGACAAAAAAGAAGAAAAAAGUUCGCCCACUCAGCAAGGAGAUCACUAUGAGCCAAGCAUACCAGAACAUGUGUGCUGGCAUGUACAAGACUAUGGUAGCUUUGGAUAUGGAUGGAAAGGUGCGUAAGCCUCAGUUUGAGUUGGACAGUGAGCAGGUCCGCUAUGAGCAUCGCUUCGCCCCCUUUAACAGCGUGGUCACCCCCCCACCUGUGCACUACAUCCAGUUCAAGGAGAUGUCUGAUCUGAAGAAGUACAAUCCUCCACCAGGCUCUGCGGACCUCUAUCUGGCUGCCAGCAAACACUUCCAGCAGGCCAAGCUCAUCCUAGAAAAUGUGCCUAGUCCAGACCCUGAGGUGAACCGUAUCCUGAAGGUGGCCAAGCCCAACAUCGUAGUUAUGAAGCUCCUGGCGGGAGGUCACAAGAAGGAGACAAAGGUGCUCCCAGAAUUUGAUUUCUCAGCUCACAAGUACUUCCCUGUCGUCAAGAUUAUCUGAUUCCUCUCUGAGAGUGUCAUCACCAAGACUGUCAGCUGCAGAGACUAAGCCCUCACUUGAACAAGUGUGCAAAUGCCCCGAUCCAGUGUUUGUCUGAACUGUGUUUUUGUUAUACAACUGGCUGUAAAGUAAAAAAAAACAACCUUAUUUUUCUGCAUAAUGUGACAGAAACCAGGCCUGAGAACUUGUGAGUGGACCUGAAUGAGUGACUUUAUCCACAUCUGCAUUGUUUUGUCUGUUAGGAGGUUCUUUUGUACAAAAAUUGUCCAAUGAAAACUUUUAUAAGCUGCCUUUAGAACAUCCUGAAAAGUCUUUCAAAGUACAGCUGCAUUGGAAGUAGGUGCAUAUCAUUCAGUCAUGUGAGACCUGUUUAUGUAUUUAUGUGCUUAUUUGAAUAAAAAUGUUGAGCCUGAAAAUUC
Notolabrus celidotus (New Zealand spotty) is the source of this 3128-nucleotide messenger RNA. It is a transcript of the gene naa35, whose product is annotated as N-alpha-acetyltransferase 35, NatC auxiliary subunit. NCBI's taxonomy places the organism in Eukaryota, Metazoa, Chordata, Actinopteri, Labriformes, Labridae. Gene Ontology annotation, cellular component: NatC complex. Gene Ontology annotation, biological process: N-terminal peptidyl-methionine acetylation. The transcript has 24 exons. The coding region runs from base 535 to 2709 and encodes 724 amino acids. The record is from RefSeq and is a predicted model, not a curated record.